This is a messenger RNA of Myotis daubentonii (Daubenton's bat), 4031 nucleotides long. It is a transcript of the gene SLC25A44, whose product is annotated as solute carrier family 25 member 44. Gene Ontology annotation, molecular function: branched-chain amino acid transmembrane transporter activity. The record is from RefSeq and is a predicted model, not a curated record. Gene Ontology annotation, cellular component: mitochondrion. Lineage: Eukaryota; Metazoa; Chordata; Mammalia; Chiroptera; Vespertilionidae. Gene Ontology annotation, biological process: branched-chain amino acid catabolic process; branched-chain amino acid transport; transmembrane transport.
UUCCGGUUAGUACCAGGAGCCGGGUCGAGAUGGAAGAAGAUGUACACCGAAGCUGGCAGUCGCCGGGUACCGCGGAUAGAUUGGGAGCUGCGGCCUAGCGGUCUGGGCGUGGAGUUCGUCUCAGGCGCGGCGGGACCUCCCUGGUCUGAGAAGGACUUCGGACACAAUGGAAGACAAACGCAACAUCCAGAUCAUUGAGUGGGAACACCUGGACAAGAAGAAGUUCUACGUGUUUGGUGUGGCAAUGACAAUGAUGAUCCGGGUCAGCGUCUACCCAUUCACCCUCAUCCGCACUCGGUUGCAGGUUCAGAAAGGCAGGAGCCUCUACCAUGGGACCUUUGAUGCUUUCAUUAAGAUCCUGCGAGCAGAUGGUGUGACUGGCCUCUACCGGGGGUUCCUGGUCAACACCUUCACCCUCAUCUCGGGCCAGUGCUAUGUCACCACUUACGAGCUCACCCGGAAGUUUGUAUCUGAUUACAGCCAGAGCAACACAGUCAAAUCACUUGUGGCUGGUGGCUCGGCCUCUCUCGUGGCCCAGAGCAUCACCGUGCCCAUUGAUGUGGUCUCUCAGCACCUGAUGAUGCAGCGUAAGGGUGAGAAAGUGGGCCGCUUCCAAGUGCGGGGGAACCCAGAGGGACAAGGAGUAAUUGCCUUUGGCCAAACCAAGGACAUCAUCAGGCAGAUCCUGCGGGUCGAUGGGCUUCGAGGCUUCUACCGAGGCUAUGUGGCUUCACUGCUUACCUACAUCCCCAACAGUGCUGUCUGGUGGCCCUUCUAUCACUUCUACGCAGAGCAGCUCUCGUCUCUCUGUCCUAAGGAAUGCCCUCACAUUGUGUUUCAAGCCAUCUCAGGGCCCCUGGCUGCAGCUACGGCUUCCAUCCUCACCAAUCCCAUGGAUGUCAUCCGAACCCGAGUGCAGGUUGAGGGCAAGAACUCCAUUAUCCUGACCUUCAGACAGCUGAUGGCAGAAGAGGGGCCUUGGGGCUUCAUGAAGGGCCUCUCAGCCAGAAUCAUCUCAGCCACGCCCUCCACCAUUGUCAUUGUGGUCGGCUACGAGAGCCUCAAGAAACUGAGCCUCAGACCUGAGCUGGUGGACUCGAGACACUGGUAACAGUGUGGGAGAGAAGCCUCUGUUUCCCACACGACUCUGGGGAGGGGACAGAGCAGGGAGAUAGCACCCGCUCUACGUGCCCCCACCACAUCCCUAGCCCUGCCCUGGGCCAGGCGCCCUGUAGGGACAGGAACUGAGACUUUGAACUGCUCUUGCUGAAGAGGCUCCACACCUGCAGCUCCUGCCCAUUAUUUAGUUUUCCUGCCCAACCGGGCUCCCUCACUCAGUCCCUGUACUCCAUCCUGCCCUAAGGAACCCACCCUCCCCACCAGUCCCACUCUAUGCCUCCCGCUAACCCUUCUGGUUUCCCUUUCCACCUGUGUCCCUGAGAUCCUGAGAAGAGCUGUACAUAGAGCUUGCUUACUGCCACUGGUUCUUCCACUUGGGCCGUCAGCCCAGAUUCCAAGCAGUUUGCCAUCAGCCUUUUCCUGCUUCGUCUCUUAGGCUUAUUUUUAUUUUGGGACUGAUUUGCCCACCAGACUACUCUGCUUUUUCCUGCCACUGGGGGCAAGGUGCCAAGCACUUUUGCACAGGGAGUAGGCACAGCAAAAGCUUCAGAGUGCUCAUCCUCUCUUCGGAGUUAUUAGAUUGGGAGAAAUGUUAGUAUUUUAUUUUGUGUGUUUAUAUUGUUUUAACAUCUGUGAACCAGGUUACUGUCUUUGUCCUGCUAAAGCACCUAUCCAAUCCUGCAGUCAGAGCCCACCCUUUCCUCAGGAAAAUACAAUGUAGCUUUUCCUUCAAUAUCAGUUCCCUAUCCCUUCCAUGUCCCUGCAGUCCCAGGACUUACAAGCUGCUGGCUUCCCCUGGCCCAGACGACUACAGUGGUAGGCACAAUUCCAAGUAGAUCAGGCGGCCUGGGGCACACGGGACUUGGAGCACUACCCUGAAAAGUCAGAUUGAGAGAGUAGCUGGCUUGGAUAGGCCAAGAGGGGAUGUGUGCCCCAGCCCAUCUCCCAGACCAGCUGAGCCAGGCCUAGGAGAGGGCAGUUGUCAUACAGAUAUAUCCCAAUCACUUGGACUCACGGAAACGAAUGUUGUCUCUGAUACGUGGAACUGUCUGUGUUUUCUUCUCCCCAAUGUGAAGUCAUCCCGGUCAUGGCACCUUCUCGUGUAGCGGUCGCCAACCAGUGGUCCUCGGAUCACUGCUGGUCCCUGAGGUCUGUGAGGUCCGAAAGGUUGGCGACCGCUGCUCGAGGGGGAUGCUUGGAAGAGAGCGGGUCAGGAAGUCACCCAACACCAGGACCACUACACACCAGCCUGAUACUGCCAAGGUUACCUGUUGAUGCUCUCGGGAGCUAAGUGAGGAGCGUUCCUUCCCUGCCUCAUCCUACCUUGUCUACCAAGCCUGUGUUGCAGGUGAGAGAGGUGCAGCAAAAAGGAUGAGAAGAAGGCAUAUCAAACCCUGCACUUGUCCUUGAGACAUGUGGCCAGGAUGAUCCUUCAAACCUUCUUAUUGGUCCCACCCCCUGGGAAGGGCCAUGGUGCCAGCUUGAAAGGUGCUAGCUACCUUUUGAAGCCUUGCUGUUUCUUACAGCUGCCCCACAUUCUAUCGCCCUGGCCAGAUCAGAAUCUGAAAGACACAUUUUUCUACCUUCACCACUGACACUGCCCAUCUUGGUCUUUUAUCUUUGAGGGUUAUUUUCCCUUAUUUUGGUUUGCUUUUUCUUGCACUUUGUCAAGAUUCCUUCCCACCCACAAACGGUCAUCCAAAGGGUUAGGCCCACAGAUCAUUCUGAAUCUUCCUGCCCCUCAGUCACCCCUUUACCUUAAGAACCACUAACAUAACAGAAGCCUGCCUUCUUUCUCUGUCUUUUGUUCCAUUGAUUUUUAAAAAUAUAUAUAUUUUAUUGAUUUUUUACAGAGAGGAAGAGAGAGGGAUAGCAAGUUAGAAACAUUGAUCAGCUGCCUCCCGUAACCCCCAUCCCCCCACUGGGGAUGUGACCGCAACCAAGGUACAUGCCCUUGACUGGAAUCGAACCUGGGACCUUUCAGUCCGCAGGCCGACGCUCUAUCCACUGAGCCAAACCGGUCAGGGCCAUUGAUUUUUUUUUUUUAAGAGUGGAAGGGUGGAGAAGGGAGAGAGAGAAACAUUGAUGAGACAUCAGUUGGUUGCCUCCCGCACCCACCCCAACAGGGGCAGAGAUUGAACCUGCAACCCAGGUACCUGUCUUUGAUGGUAACAAACUCCAGACCCUCUGGUGCACAGGCUGUCACUAACCACUGAGCAAGCCAGCCAGGGCAGCCUUCUCUCUUUCAACUCACUCUAGUGACCCUUUUGGAGAUUGUUUUUCAGCCCACACCUUCCCCUCCCUGAAGCUUGUCCCCACUGGGCAGAGUGGGUGAAGUAUCACGGACAGGGGUCGUCUCCUGCCUCACGCCUUAGGAUGGUUCUCCUUCCCAGACUCCUUUCCUUCUGAUUUAUUUUAUGGUACAGUAUUUCAUAGCCAUUUGCCCAUAUUCUCAUUCUCUCUCUCUCUCUCUCUCUCUCUCUCUCUCUCUCUCUCUCUCUCUCUCUCUCUCUCUCACACACACACACACACACACACACACACACGUUUCAAAGGAUGAAGAGUUUUUUUGUUUGUUUUAGUGAAAGGAACCCCUGCCCCUACUUCCCUAUCUAAUUGGGUUCGAAUAAAACAUGUCUUGGUGGGACUGGGACAGUGGGCUUCCGUUUUCCCAGGACCAUGGAGCGGACCAGCUGGCAGUUCUCAUGUGCCGGUCCAGAGCCCAAACUGGAAGAAACUGCGGAGGCCGGGCAGACGGGAAGCUGGUGGGCGUCUUGAGGGACCGGGAAGGAAAUAGACGCGGUUAACAUUUGAUAAAGUGGACUCUUGUGAAUACUAACUGCGAGCGCUCAUUCACUGUUGCACUGUACGAAGUCUUUGAAGUGUAAUUAAAAGUUUGUAUUGAGCCCUGA